Molecule: messenger RNA, 3447 nt
Organism: Ostrea edulis (European flat oyster)
Lineage: Eukaryota; Metazoa; Mollusca; Bivalvia; Ostreida; Ostreidae
Exons: 2
Coding region: 70-969 (299 amino acids)
Source: RefSeq, a predicted model, not a curated record
AAACCGAAAUUCUAAAAGUAAGGGAAGGUAAUUCCCACGAUCCCACGAAAUUCAAUUUUAGAAAGAAAGAUGUCCAACAUCUUUUCAGCUGCUCUUUGGUUGGCACUGAAUAUAGAAGUUAAAACUGAUGACUUGUUCAUCACUCUUGGAGAUGUCCAUGCUGCCUGCUUGCAUUUCUUCCAAAGUAUUCCUUUACCUGUACCAACUCCGGAUGUCAUAAGCAAACUUAUCAAACGACUUUUUGAUGUACAAUCAACGACAUUGCGGUCCAAGAAAUUCCCUCAAUGUCAUAUUGGGGGAACGGUAAUUGUGUUCAAGAAAAUUGGAAAUCGUAUCCCAUCCUCUAGUACCAAUGUCCAGCUACCACCAUACUGCAAAGUUCUAGAGACAAAGCCAGUUUUCAAAUUCAGUUGUCCUUUACUAGUUGUUAUUGAUGGUGUUCAGCAAACAUGUACUGUUGGAUUUGAACCCAGUGAUCUCUGGAUAGAAGUAAAUGGAGUAAAGUUGUCUGCUGGUUUUCCAGUUCAAAUUACGGAUUCUAAUAUUGCAGCCAUAAUUCAAUUAAUAUUAUCUAUGAAACUAUGCAGUGGGGCUAGAAAAGAUGAGGGAUAUGUACCCAAGACAUUUAAGGAAGAAAGAAUAUCCACAACUUUUGAAACCAAUGAAAGGAUUGUUAUGAGGUCCAAGCACUGCCAUUUUAUUUUGGAAUGGCUAGCAACACAUGAUAUAUGUUCACCAUGCAACCUUUCAAGAAUUCGUAAACAAAAUGAAAGGAAGAAAAGGCAUAUACAGGAAAUUGACAAGAAUGCUUGCCUUAACAAAGACAUGGAGAAGUCUGAAGAAAAAAGCAAAAGACGUCUGAAGAAAAGUGCCAAGAAAUCUGACAAAAAGUGCAAAAGAAGUCGGAAGAAAAAUUCAAAAGAAGUCGGAAGAAAAGUGCGAAAGAAGUUGGAAGAAAAGUGCGAAUGAAGUCUGCAGGAAAGUGCAAAGUUGCAAACAGAUAAAAGUUUCUUCAAGUGCAGCUAAGGAAAACAAGAAGAAUAAUACUCCAUCUUGUUCUUCUUCAGAACCAACAGACUUGAGAGAUACCAGUGGUAAGAUCCCAUCAGAAACAGAGAAAAUAUCUACAAAGUCUAAUAAGAUCAUCCUAAAUUACAUUUCAUGAGAGUGGAAGAUUGUCAUUCAGUAUGUCUAGGGAUUUACCAGAAGAAUUUCAUUCUACUCAAAUCACAGUUACAGAACUGUAGCAAGGACUUGGAUAUUUACCAAUGGAGAUGGGGUUCAUAAAUAUCUAAUACACCUCUGCCUUACAUUAAAUAUUAUAUUUAAUGGUCUCCUCAAGCCUACGAAGAUUUGUAGAAGUCCAGCUUUUUUCAAUUUCCACCCAAACGUCUCCUGCAGUGCUAUAAGAACUCAUUAAAGCAAAUUUCAUUAUUUGACAUGGAUGGCUAAAGAAAUGAAGAAGCAAAAUGUUUCAGAGUUUGGCAGGCAUGGGGGAUUUGCAAUAGAUGAGAUGACUAUCCAGGAUGAUUUGAUGAUCAACAAAUCAAGAGAUACCUUGAAUUUAGGUGGUUUUUGGCCAGGUUGCACAACGUGCAAAUGGCUUAUAGAAUGGUGAAUGACGGUCGGGUGUCCCUGUAAUAGGGUACCUACUUUGUGUAAUCAACUCCUCUCACACCUCUAACUUUAUGUUCCUCAAACUUUGUACAGUUGUGAUGGACACCUUGAAGAUGUGCUUGUGUCUUUUUGAAAGUGAUCAGACAGUUUUCAAAAAAUUUACGUAUAGUUGAGAUUUGUCAUUUUUUCAGCAUGUCUUGAAUAGACGAUACCUGUUUUGUGUAAUCAACUCCUCUUACACCUCUAACUUGACAUUCCUCAAACUUUGCACAGUUUUAAUGGAUGCCUUGAAGAUUUGCAUGUGUCUUUUUGAAAGUGAUCAGACAGUUUUCAAAAAAUUUAUGCAUAGUUGAACUUGUCAUUGUUUUUUCAGCAUGUCUUGAAUAUUUGAAAUGAAUGGGUGAUACUUGAGUUAAAAAGUUUAAAGAUAAAAACAUUUUGAAAGAGGUGACAUUUUUUUAUUACAACAAUUCACUUUGCCAUGGAAAUAAUGCAUUACAUGUAGAUAAGUGAGAUUUUUUGAAACGUUUUCCUUUUUAUUUAUGUGUGAUAUGACUUGUAAACAACUGAGAUUUAACUGUUUUAAAGCUUUUAGAGUUAAUAACAAUAGAAGAGUGUUUCAAGGGUUUUCUUUAUAUUGUAUACAUUUGUGAUAUGACUUGAACACUACUCAGAUUUACCUGUAUAAAGGCUAGCACCACACCAGACUAAGUUCACUGAAGGUUUAAACCCUGAUACUAACACAACCAAGUGUAUUCCCUAUUGUGAAAGCACUGCAUUUCUAUAUGGAGAAUGAAAAAGUGUGCAGAAACUUUCCUUCCCCAUUGAAAAGCUUAAAAGUUUUUUACAUGAAGGUAUUUUCCCUUCAAUCACUCUUAUGGUCAUCCUUAAUCUGCAUAAUUUUUAGGUAAACUCAGGUGACCUAUUGCAAUUGGUUGGUGACAUGCGUUGACAAUUGAACAUUUUUAACUUCUUCUUCAUAACUACUAUUUCAAUUCUUUGCAAAUUUGGUAUGAAGCAUCUUUUGGACAAGGGGGACAUAAAUUGUAAAUUUCAGGAUUCCUGCACCUUAGGGGCGGGGCAAAAACUGUUCAAAAUUGACCAAUUUUCGAAACUCUUCUCUAGAACCGCACACACGUUUAAGAAAAACUAAAUGCACAUUACUUUUCUACCAAAAUUGAAAAUUUCAUGAUUCCCAGGGUAGGGGUUCUGACCCCAGGGCAGGGCCAAACUUGCUAUAUAUUGUUUAUAUGUAAAACGCUUAAAUAACAUCUUCUCUAGUAUUAAUGAUACUAAAUUGAAACUAAAUGGAUAUUUAGAAAGAACAGGUAGUCCUUUACCAAAAUUGUAAAUUUGAUGAUCCCAGGGAUAGGAGUUUUGGUAUGAGGGUGUGACCAAAAUGGUCAGUUAUUAAAUGACAUUAAAAUGUGUGAACAAUAGAAUUUGUUAACGUUUUGAUGACUACCAUUCCAAUUCUUUUCAAAUUUGGUAUGAAGCAUGUUUUGUAGAAGCCUGAGGGAACAUAACUUGUAAAUUUCAGGAUUCAUAAACAGGAAAUAUUUUUUCUAGAUUUCAUUGCCCUUGGGACUAGUGAUACUUUUAACUAGUACUCAGGUGACCGAUACGGCCUGUGGGCCUUUUGUUUAAGGUCAUGUCCUAAAACCCAUGGUUCUCGCUUCUAAAUGCGGAGCGUUUGUCAAGGACAAACUAAUACCUAUGUUUACGUUUGACGAGUACCGUACAUCAGAAUUGAUGCAUAUUGUGCAAUAAGUAAAGUACACGUGUUCAUCAUGUAUGUGGAGUAACGAGUAGAAUAAAAGUAAAUAUAUA